This is a messenger RNA of Babesia bovis T2Bo, 571 nucleotides long. RefSeq lists its product as uncharacterized. The coding region runs from base 58 to 336 and encodes 92 amino acids. Lineage: Eukaryota; Apicomplexa; Aconoidasida; Piroplasmida; Babesiidae. The record is from RefSeq and is a predicted model, not a curated record. The transcript is spliced from 5 exons.
GUGCUAUUGUUGUUGUUUUUGGACUGUGUCUUGUGUGUCGCCUGCCGCUUUUAUUACAUGGUCCUGUGUUCGAUGGUUGUGUCUAAGCGCGCAUCUUCCUUUGUGGCGUCUACUAGGGUGGAUUCCGAUGUAUCUCCAGUUUCCCACCAAUGGCCGUUCAUUGAAUCUGAAGUCCGUCGUAUUCUUGGUUCAUGUCAUAUAUUCAGUUCUGGCAGUGAGGUGGUGUUGUGUGAUUCCAAGGUUACAAAGUGGUUACGAGUACUGUCGACUCUACACUCCCGCAUGGGUCGUAUGAGCGCAGCCAGACAAUUGACUUUGAGUUAUCCAGGCAACUGAGAUAUCACUGUCGGAAUGAACGUAUUCACAACUUGUUUGGGUAACAAAAUAUUAAAAAAGUUAAGGCCCCUCCGGGCGGUUAAGAGGCAAGUUGCACGGAGCAAACCAACACAGAGGGUUAACUCCAAAUACUUGCUGUAGGUUGGCUCCAACGCCCAUGUCGUAUAUUCCGUUAUCCUUAGUUGCUUCAUCUAAGUUUUCUAUGGUAGUGGAGUUUUUGAGUACGAGUCUGAAG